Molecule: messenger RNA, 4921 nt
Organism: Ostrinia nubilalis (European corn borer)
Lineage: Eukaryota; Metazoa; Arthropoda; Insecta; Lepidoptera; Crambidae
Product: YLP motif-containing protein 1-like
Exons: 9
Coding region: 148-3693 (1181 amino acids)
Biological process (GO): regulation of telomere maintenance
Cellular component (GO): nucleus
Source: RefSeq, a predicted model, not a curated record
CCGAUUCUAAAAUGGCCGACCAAUUUUGAGUUGAGUUGAGAAAUGUCAUGAGGUUAUUUUUAAUCAAUCAAGAUUUUUAAUUAUUACUGUAGAUAAACUUGUAAUGAUUGCAAGCUUUUUAUGAAAUAACUACGUUGAACAAUCAAAAUGUCGUGGCCUGUGCCACAACCUGGUCAGCUGCCCCCGGGCGCUGGCAUGACUCCCGAUAUGAUGAACGUUGGAUCGUAUACUCCUGAUCAAUGGGCCGCUAUGCAGCAGAACUGGCAGCAAUGGGCCCAGUGGCAGCAGCAGUAUGCGCAGUGGCAGAGCCAGUAUGGAGCCAAGUACGUUGCACAAAUGCAAGGCGCGGGAAGCGGGCCGGUCCCGCCCAGCAGCGCGCCGCUGCCCGCGCCGCCGCCGCCCGACCACCCGCCGCCGCCGCCCAGCGAGAACAACCAGCCCCUCUACGCCUCCGCCCCCGCCAACCCCCAACCCACCCCGGUCCCGCCACCCGCUUCCCGAACCUCCAACCCCUCCAAUCUGACUAGCGUAAACAUCACCUCAGGUAACGCACAGAAUCAGUGGUCCCACGGCUACCGGAACGACGCGCCGCCGCCGACGCCGCAAAACUCCGACGCGCUGCAGAAACUCGCCGAGGAGGAGAAGCUUUUCGAUAUUCAGUUUCAGAAAUGGGAGGAGGAAAUCGAGAAGUGGCGGCUCGAGAACGUGAACCACCCCGACAAGCAGGCCUACAAGGAAUACGAGCAGAAGUUCGAGACCUGCCGCGCGCAGCUCAUGGAGCGCCGCCAGCACAUGAAGCAAAAGCGCGCCCGCCUCACUGGCACGGGCCCGGCCGCCGCCGACGCGCCCUAUGCAGGUAAAAACUCCUUCGCCGUCCCGCCACCGCUUAACGACACGCCCGCGGGCUACGCUCAGAAUCAGUCGCAAAGCUAUAACCAGAACCAAUCGCAAAGUUACAACCAGAAUAAAAAUCAGAACUACAAUCAAAAACAAACCAGUAACAACCAGAACCCACCCCAAAAAUAUAAUCAGAACCAACCUCCGAACUACAACCAGAAUAAAUCUCAAUACAAUAAUCCCAAUCAAAGCUACAAUAACAGGCAGGAAUAUCAGAACCAACAGAACUAUAAUAAACAAGAUCAAAAUUACUCAGAUCCGAAUGCGUCCUCAUAUAAACACUUCAAUAAUCCACCUCCGGGUAUGUAUAAUAGGGGCAACAGAGACAACAUUGACCCCCAGGAUCGGUACGAAUCCUAUGAGGACCAUAAUUCUCUGAAUGAAACUUACCCUCCUAAACAGUCUAGUUUUCUUCCGACUAGUGGAGCUCCUAAGAGUAUACCGGGACUAGAUCUAGUCCCAGACUCUGAAAAAGGUCCCCCAGUGCAGAAGCAGGAAGUCAUAGAUAUUACUGAGGAAAAGGCUGAUAGAAACCAGCCUCGAAGGGGGCCUGAUUACACUACCAUCUCAAAAGGCAUCAACAACAUUUUAGGUGAUGAAAAGAUAAUGAAUAUACUUUCAAUGGUAGUAGGUGGCAAUGCUCCUUCUGGAAAUAGUCCACAGAGUAAUACCAGUGCUCAUAGUAAUAAUGCUCCAAACGCACAAAGUGGUCCACCAAUGGGCCACAACAAUCAAAACAUACCUCCAAAUAAUCAGUGGAACAGGAAUGAGGGUUAUAAUAACAAUCAGCAGUUUGGCAACAGACAAAACUAUCCGAUGCAACAAAACCAAGACCAGAAUAGAUACCUUCCCAACCAGAGGCAAAACCAGAUGUAUGAUGACAGACAGGGGGCUGGUGGCCAAGAUAUGUACUAUAAUAGAAAUUCUCAAUUCAGAGGUCCUAAUAUGCCACCACAGAGAAAUGACCAAGGGCCACGAACGAACGCACCAGGUCCAAGACCUUUAAUGGCUAUAAAUCUUCCACCAAAUAUGGACAUCCACUGUGAUGUAAAUAGAGGACCACCCCCAAAUCCAAUGCAAUGGGGUAUGCAACCAAAUAUGCCACCCCCAAAUCAGCCCCCAUCCCCUCCGAGGCCAAAAUGGAAGGAGGAGCCAUUGUUCACCCCAUCCUUUGUUGUUGAAUAUGAACACAAACCUCUGAGAUUGAAAGCUCGCGAAUUUAUCGAACCAGUGCAUAUGUUCGAUUACGACCACAAGUCGAAAGAAGGCGAAAAAAAGAGGGACUUUGAAAAGGAAGUGGAUGAAUUGUUUUCGAGGAAGCCGAGAAGGAAUAGGGAUGAGGACCAGAGGGCACCUGACAGAUACGACAUGCAUGAAAGGCCGAGGGAACGAGAUGGGUAUAACAGGGAUUUCGAAAGAAGGGUUCCAAGGGAUGACAUUAGAGACGAUUAUCGCCACAGGCCACCGAGGGAUGAAAUCGAAGACAAAAGAAGGCUUGACGACCGAUAUGACGAUAGGAGACGUGAUGACAGGGAUCGCGAUAUCCGCGAUAAAUUCGGCAGGCGGGAGGAUGUUUUUAGAGACAGAGAACGUGAACGUGAGAGGGAAAGGGACAGGGACAGGGACAAAGAUAGAGACAGAAACAUGUUCUACUCGAGAGACAGGUAUCACAGAAGAGAAGAACCCAACAGAAGAGAAGAACCCAGAAUUCGCAGCAGGAGUAGAGAAAGGGAUGUUCGUAAAAGAGGGCAUAGUAGAGAAAGCGAUACAAAUGAUUUAUCGAAAAGAUCUAGGGAACAUAAUAGCUCGGAAAGGAAUUCCGGAUCUGCUAAUCCUGUCGUAAUGAUCGACGAUCUAUUGGAGGCGCCUGGGCGUGAAAUGAGACCUGAAAAAAUUGUGAUUAUUCUUAGAGGACCACCUGGAAGUGGAAAAUCGUAUUUGGCUAAAUUGAUAAGGGACAGAGAAGCAGAGUAUGGCGGCGCUGCUAGAAUCAUGUCCAUCGAUGAUUAUUUCAUGCAAGAGGGCGAAGUCGAGGAGAAGGACCCUGUUACAGGCAAAAUUGUGAAGAAACCUACGCUAAAAUAUGAGUAUGACGAGAGUCUCGAAGAGUCUUACUUGAAUUCUUUGAAGCGGGCAUUCAAGAGAAGUUUGACCGACGGUUACUUCAACUUCUUGAUAUUUGACGCUGUGAACGAUCACCUCAGAAGCUACGCUGAUGUUUGGAACUACGCAAGACAAAAUGGUUUCCAAGUGUACGUAUGCACAAUGGAGCUGGACCCGCACGUGUGCCACCGGCGGAACAUCCACAACCGCUCGCUGGGUGACAUCCAAGUGGUGUGCUCGCGGUUCUUCCCGACGCCGCCGCACCACAUCCAGUUGGACGCCACCACGCUGCUGCAGAGUGCAUCUAUCAGAGAAGUGCACAUGGAAGACGCAGACGAUGCCGUGGUCAUGGACGACGCACAACAGGAGGUCGAAAGCUCUUUUACUUCGAAGUGGGAGAAAAUGGAUGACGCAACGCAGCUAGAGCGGCUCGACGGAACCAGCAAACCGCUCCGGCCGUCACAGAUCUCCAUGGAAGACUACUUGCAGCUAGACGAAUGGACCCCGAACAAGGCGAAGCCGGGGAAGAAAUCUGUACGCUGGGCGGACAUUGAAGAGCGAAGACAGCAGGAAAAGAUGCGGGCUAUCGGCUUCGUUGUCGGCCAGACCGACUGGAACCGAAUGACCGACCCCACCAUGGGGUCCAGUGCGCUCACUCAGACUAAAUAUAUCGAGCGAGUGCGCAAAAAUUGAGCGUCAAAUUGACGGUUGACAGAACGCUUCGCGAGGCAUGUGCGACACGUGACCUCUUUGUGACAAGUUUAUAGCGAAGUUUAGACGCAAUAAAACUUGCAGAAGUUGACUUCCGCAAGCUGUUUACCACUGUGUAACUAGCAGUGGCAAGCCAACUUCUGCAAGAUUUGCACAGUUGUGACAGCUUGCGGGAGUCAACUUCUGCAAGUUUUAUUGCUAGUCUAAACCUCGCUUAAUCCUUCAAGCUCCGCGAAUCUAGACACAAUAGAUAUAAUCAAUUGUUAUGACAUUAAUUAAUGCCGUCUGGGACUCAAUCGGUUAAGAGUCUAGAUUUGUAUGUUUUUACAAACUGUAUGGCGACAAAUCGAAGAAUUGCGAAAAGACCUUAAUUGUUAAAGGUUGACCUUAUUUGUUGAAAAGUACCUCGACUAGCCUUUUUCUUUUGUCAGACUACUACUUAUCGCAGUCUUUGCAUUUUAGUUUAGUCCGUCUAACAAUGCCCAUGCCUCGCGAAGUAAUGCCGUUACAGUCAGGUCAAUAAGUGUUUGUUUAGCUGCACUACGCCGCAAGAUGGCACUAGAAGUGGAAGUAAAAAAAUAUACUUAUAGUCCAGUGAGCUGUGUCUAGGCUAUUAAAUUCUUAAUACAAUUUAACUUCUUUCUUAUGUUAAUUAAGGUCAUAGGUAGAAGUGACUAAAGAUAACUCGGAUGCAUUUUCAAAUGAGUUGUCGGUUACAAUUAUUUUCUGUUUACAUGCAGUACUGUUCGAACGGUCUGCUAUUUGCAUAGUUGCAAGAAGUAGGAUUUAACCAUGUGUUAAGAUUAAACUAGCAUAAUUAAUAAUAAUUAUAAACAAACAGUAACGAGAAGCGUGAUUGUAGAUGUAUGAUGAGGUUUUUAGGAGCAGUAUAACUUCUAAAGUUUUAUAAUGUUUGUAGUCAGUACAUAAUAAAAGUAUAUAGUAAAUUAUUCUCAUUUGUAUGGAUCUUUGUUAAAUGUUUCGACUACCUGAAAGUAAAGUAACUACUAAUUUACAAAAUAUUUGUGAUCAUAAAAUUCUUAUUUUUGAAGGAGUACUUAUAAAUAAACUCGUUAGAGCAGGGUCGAAUUUUGGGGGGUUAUCUAUCUGAUAUCUAUUGAUAGGCAGAAUUAUGAAAAUAACUACGAAAGUAUGGAUGUUGUGUAUUUUAUUCCUAGAUAUGCUUGAUAAUAAAGUCUUUUAAACUUUA